Messenger RNA from Striga asiatica, 1242 nucleotides. The record is from the annotation of a GenBank genome assembly. Lineage: Eukaryota; Viridiplantae; Streptophyta; Magnoliopsida; Lamiales; Orobanchaceae.
UCGAGAAAAAACAUUGGACAUUUUUUGCAUCUCUCUCUCUCUCAGAUAUUUGUUUCAGUCUGUAGCAGAAAAGUGAUGCAAACUCACCGGCAGCCCCUCCAUCUCCCCUCCGCCUCCUUCCCCUUUCCCGCGCUUUCCCCAUUACCAUUCCCCCAUUCUCUCUAUUUUCCCUACGCACCCAAUAAGUAUAAUCACAAUAAUAAUAAUAAUAAAUUUAUUAAUAGUCAGUAUUCGCUCUGUUGCUCUGCCCACAAAUCAUCGCCGUGGCUGGCCUACGACGGAGGUGGGACCCAUAGAUCUCCCUCCGUCAAUUUCCUCUCUUCUUGCCACCGAUGACUCGGGAGCUCUCCAAACCGCCGCCAGCGUCCUUCUCGCCGGCGCCUUCGCUCUCUUUCUCUUCCGCUCCCUCCGCCGCCGGGCCAAGCGUGCCAAGCAAUUGGUCAAACUGCCUUGGAGUUGCGAAUCCGUCAUUGACACGGUUUUUGAAAGAUGGGUCUAAGGCCACUCUACAGAGAUAUAGGUCAAUGGGGGCAAACGGGAAUUUGAAAAUGACAUCAAAGCCAUUGGGUAAAAAAACAAAGGCCCCACCCUCACCUGAUGAGGUACUUCUUGGAGCAGUAAUAGCUGCUGUGUUUGGAGUGCUUCUUUACAAGUUCACCACAACUAUCGAGUUCAGUCUCAAUAGCCAAAAGCUUUCAAAUAACUACUCGGUCCGCCAGAUCACGAUAACCAUAAGGACAAUCAUACACGGUUUGUGCUAUCUUGCUACAUUUGUGUUCGGCUUCAACUCUGUUGGUUUAUUCCUAUACUCGGGUCAGCUUGCCCUCAACAGUACCCUUGUUGAAGAAGGUCCUAAUGGUGAAGUUAAUGUGCCGCUAAAUACAUCAAGCACGAAAGACGUGGACAAUUCUGAAACGACCAAAGCAGGUGAGGAGCAAACUUUGGAUAAAACAGUAAAACAUAAAAAUGAAGAAUACAAGUGAACACAGGGAGAUUGUGAUUGUGAUGUCUUCUUGAAUCUUGAUUAUACUGUAUAUACUAAAAAUGAGACCUUUCACACUUCCAUAGAUAAAGUGUACUUAUAAGGAGUACAAUUUCAUAGAUGAAGAUAGAAAGAAAGAGAGUACACAUUGACACUGUAUUACAAUAUAAAUCCCAUGCAUGUGAAAUUAUAAUUGAUCUUUGUUCAAGUGGCACUAUGAAAAGAGGCCCAAAAGUGAAAAAGUUCACAUAAUGAUUUCG